Fusarium redolens is the source of this 2712-nucleotide messenger RNA. RefSeq lists its product as uncharacterized. Gene Ontology annotation, molecular function: protein binding; catalytic activity. NCBI's taxonomy places the organism in Eukaryota, Fungi, Ascomycota, Sordariomycetes, Hypocreales, Nectriaceae. Bases 1 to 2712 code for a protein of 903 amino acids. The record is from RefSeq and is a predicted model, not a curated record. Gene Ontology annotation, biological process: nucleoside metabolic process. The transcript has 3 exons.
AUGGAGGGGAGACAAUCUCGGUACCAGCACCUUGCCGAAACGAGCUCUCCUCAACCUCAAAAACGACGAAAGCUCGCACAUCAUGACCCGGACGAUGAUAUUCGUUGGUCGCGAGACUGGCCGCUCCUCUCGCGCGAUCAGUACACCAUCGCCUGGAUUUGCGCGCUACCUAUAGAGAUGGCCGCAGCCCAGGCCAUGCUGGACGAAGUUCAUAAAAAUUUGCCACGCCUUAUGAACGAUACCAACACCUAUAAGCUCGGCAGCAUAGAGAACCACAACAUCGUUAUUGCGUGCUUGCCCAAAGCCCGAUAUGGAACAAAUAACGCGUCGAAUGUGGUGGCAAACCUGGUUCGUACCUUCUCCUCGAUCCGCCUGGGCUUGAUGGUGGGAAUUGGAGGCGGAGCGCCAGGCCCAGCCGAUAUACGUUUAGGGGACGUCGUUGUCGGAACAUUUGUGACGCAGUAUGAUCUCGGAAAAGUUAUCGGAGACGGACAAAUACAACAUACUGCGACCCCGAAGAUCCCAGAUCAGCUACUGAGCACAGCUGUGUCCUCCUUGCAAGCUAAACACGAACGAAACGUUGGACAGGUUCCGAGCAUUCUGAGAGACAGGUUCGAAGGACUAGCUGGAUACGGUCGUCCGAGCUCCGCGGAUUGCCUCUUCCUCUCAACGUAUGAUCAUAUAUUCACCGUAACACCUGGCUGCAACGAAUGCGACCAUUCGAAGCUAGUAUCGCGAAGUUGGCGGAGCACAUACGAUCCGCUCAUCUAUUACGGUGGGAUCGCUUCAGGAAACCAAGUUAUGCGAAGUGCUACGCAACGCGAUAGGAUUGCUCGACAACUAGGCGUCAUAUGUUUCGAGAUGGAGGCUGCUGGCCUGAUGGAUAUACUUCCUUGCUUACCGAUCCGGGGAAUCUGUGACUACUCAGACUCUCAUAAGAACAAGGAAUGGCAGAGAUAUGCUGCCGCUGCCGCCGCCGCAUACGCAAGGGAGUUGCUUACGGUUCUAACUGUGCUACCUGUCGUCAGCGCGCCUAAUGCUCGUAAGUCAGCUCACAAUUCCUUCCAAGUACCCUUUAGCCUACAAGGUAUGCCUGCAUCAGAUAACUUUAUCGAUAGUCCAUCCGAUAGGGCCACGCUCGAACAGUACCUGCUGCCCGAGCGGUGCCCCACCGAACGGCGGAAGGUGUGCAUUCUGUAUGGACUGGGCGGUAUCGGUAAGACGCAGUUAUCCAUCGACUUUGCUCGUCGCCAUAAAGCUAGUUUCAGCGCGGUCUUCUGGCUAGAUGGACGGUCUGAAGACCAGCUUAGGCAAAGUCUUGCCAAGUGUGCCAUCCGAAUCCCUGAACUGAGGAGGACGAGCCGCAAUUCCGACGUGGGACUCUCCAGCAAAGAUGACUUCGACGCUGCGGUGGCCGAUGUGAUGGAGUGGCUCGCUCGGCCAGAUAAUACCCGCUGGCUACUAAUCUUUGACAACGUUGAUCAAGACUAUCAACAGGGCGGCGCAACAGGAGCGUAUGACCUUCGACAAUAUUUACCUGGGGAUCAUGGUUCAAUGCUGGUGACGACCCGAUUAUCACGACUUCAGCAGCUGGGUAAGCCGAAACAUUUAACAAAUGUUAAUCGAGACCUUAGUAAGGCCAUUCUAGAAAGAUGGUAUGGGGAAGAACUGGAUUCGGACCCGGCUUAUGAGACUUUGCUUGAGCUGCUACAAGGCCUGCCUCUGGCUCUGGCACAAGCAGCAUCAUACAUGCGUGAGACAGGCAUAGAUGUUACAUCAUACAAUCGUAUUUAUAACGAACAGUGGACAAAGCUUAUGAACUCUGACGACAAUCCCGUGACAGACUAUCAGCAAGGAAGUAUCGCCACUACAUGGGCGGUAUCUCUCCACACAAUCAAGACCCAGAGUAACGACUCGGUGAACAUAUUACGACUGUGGGCAUUUCUAGAUAAUAAGCAUUUCUGGCAUGGAAUCUUGCAAGCGACCGUGGCUCCGCCUUUUCAAAAGCAGUGGCCUACAUGGUUGCUUGACAUGGCACAUGAUGUGACCCGUUUUAGAAAAGCAAUGAGCCUGCUACUCCGCUUUUCAAUGGUUCAAACCCGGACAGAACCAAAAGGAAGCUACACCAUACACCCAGUGGUCCACCGAUGGGUGUCAAAUCUGGAUGACGACCAGCACAAAAAGGAGUUUGCGCGCCUGGCGCUUAUGCUGAUCGGCCACUCCGUACCAGCCCGUGAGAAAGAGGAGUAUUGGACUCUGCAGCGAAGACUUCUCCCACAUGCGGAGUGCUGUUCGUUGUGGAUGCGCAAAUAUGUAUUUGAGUUGAACAAAGAUACUACUAGUAAUUGCGUGAUAAGCGCGAUACACUACCUGGGGGAUCUCUAUGCAGAUCAAGGCAAGCUUGUGGAGGCGAAAGAGGUGUAUGAUCGAGCACUACAAGGAUACGAGAAGACACUUGGAUGCGAUCACACAUCAACUUUGAACACAGUUAAUAACCUGGGGCUCCUCUAUGUAGAUCAAGGCAAGCUUGUGGAGGCGAAGGAGAUGUAUGACCGAGCACUACAAGGCAAAGAGAAAACACUUGGACGCGAUCACACAUCGACUCUGAAUACAGUCAACAACCUGGGGAAUCUCUAUGCAAAGCAAGGCAAGCUUGUGGAGGCGAAGGAGAUGUAUGAUCGAGCGCUGCAAGGCAGGAGGAAGACAUCUUGA